Messenger RNA from Hibiscus syriacus, 1875 nucleotides. RefSeq names its product probable pectinesterase/pectinesterase inhibitor 61. Gene Ontology annotation, molecular function: pectinesterase inhibitor activity; pectinesterase activity. The coding region runs from base 16 to 1797 and encodes 593 amino acids. The record is from RefSeq and is a predicted model, not a curated record. NCBI's taxonomy places the organism in Eukaryota, Viridiplantae, Streptophyta, Magnoliopsida, Malvales, Malvaceae. The transcript is spliced from 3 exons. Gene Ontology annotation, biological process: cell wall modification.
AAAAAAAGAUCAGAAAUGGCGUAUGAUAGGCUGCAACCAUCACAACCUGGAGGUUCUACUCAGCAACAAAAUCAUGAAGAACACAAAGCUAGGAGUAACAAGAGAAAGAUUGUUAUUCUUUCGGUUAUUGCGGUGACGAUGAUCAUUGUUUCUGCUGUUUGUGCUGGUCUCGUAAUUGGUCUCCGUGACGGCGGUGCUGACUCAAUUGGCACCCAAGUUCGCCGUAAGCCCACCCAGGCUAUUUCUAAAACCUGUAGCAAAACCCGGUUCCCUACUCUCUGCGUCAACUCACUCCUCGAGUUCCCUGGCUCGCUCACCGCUAAUGAGCAAGACCUCGUUCACAUUUCCUUCAAUAUGACGUUGCAGCACUUCAGUAAAGCUCUUUACACGACUACCUCGAUCUCCAAUGUCCAGAUGGACCCACGUGUACGGUCGGCGUACGACGACUGCCUCGAGCUUCUGGAAGAUUCAGUCGACUCCCUCUCCCGUUCCCUCUCCUCCGUCAUUCCUUCUCAAGAAGGCGGGUCCACUCAGGACGUGAUGACGUGGCUCAGCGCUGCUUUGACGUACCAUGACACGUGUACUGAGGGAUUCGAGGGUGUGAGCGGGACGGUGAGGGAUCAAGUGACCGACAAACUGAAGGACUUAUCGGAGCUAGUGAGUAACUGCCUUUCGAUCUUCGCCGCGAGCGGCGGAGACGAUUUCGCUGGAGUACCGAUUCAGAACAGACGGUUGCUAUCGUCGGACGACGAUUUAUCGGGAGAGAGUAUCGACGAGGAGAAUUUCCCGAAAUGGCUUGGGAGAAAAGAAAGAGAGCUGCUAAGCACUCCCGCGUCGGCGAUCCAGGCCGAUGUAAUCGUAUCGAAAGAUGGAAAGGGCACCGUUAAAACAAUUUCUGAGGCGAUCAAAAAGGCGCCGGAGCAUAGUAAUCGGCGUUUCAUCAUCUAUGUGAUGGCAGGAAGGUACGAAGAGGAUAAUUUGAAGGUGGGGAGGAAGAAAACAAACUUGAUGAUUAUAGGUGACGGAAAGGGUAAAACAGUCAUUGCCGGAAGAAAAAGUGUAUCCGACGACUUUACCACAUUUCAUACUGCAGCCUUCGCGGCAACCGGAUCUGGUUUUAUUGCAAGGGACAUGACAUUCGAGAACUACGCUGGACCAGCCAAGCACCAAGCGGUAGCUCUUCGAAUCGGGGCUGAUCAUGGCGUCGUAUACAGGUGCAACAUCAUCGGAUACCAAGACACUUUGUACGUUCACUCGAACCGCCAAUUUUACCGUGAAUGCGACAUUUACGGUACGGUGGAUUUCAUUUUUGGUAAUGCCGCGGUGGUAAUCCAGAAUUGUGACAUUUACACCCGAAAACCCAUGGCCUCGCAGAAAAACACUGUAACUGCCCAAAACCGAAAAGACCCGAACCAAAACACCGGCAUAUCGAUCCAUAAAUCACGGAUCCUUCCCACACCGGAUCUCACUGCCUCCAAAGCUAACUUCCCGACAUACCUAGGCCGCCCCUGGAAGAUGUAUUCCCGGACGGUGUUCAUGUUAACAUACAUGGGUGACCACAUUCACCCAAAGGGAUGGUUGGAAUGGAACGGUAAUUUUGCAUUAGAUACAUUGUACUAUGGUGAAUACAAGAAUAACGGGCCGGGUGCGGCGGUCGGACAACGGGUAACAUGGGCCGGGUAUAGAGUCAUCACUUCAGAUACCGAAGCAAGCAAAUUCACUGUUGCACAGUUUAUUUAUGGAUCUUCAUGGUUACCAUCAACCGGGGUUGCUUUCAUGGCUGGCCUACAAGUUUAAAGUUAAAUGCUUCUUCUAAUAGUAUGAAAUAUAAAUUUAUGGUUCUAAUUUUUUACCCCAUGGUAUUGAAAUAACUAA